AUGAAAGAGGAAAGCGACAAGACCCUAUGUGCAAGUCAUGGAGGGAUGGAAGAGGAACGAGACUCGACCCUAUCUAUGACAAUUGAUGGCGGGAUGGAAAAGGAAAUAGAUGCAACCCUACAUACAACAAGUGAUAGAGGGAAGGAAAAGGAAAGAGACACAACCCUACAUAUGACAAGUGAUGGAGGGACGGAGGAGGAACAAAAUUUGACUCUACAUACAACAAGUGAUCUAGGGAUAAAAAAGGAAAUAGACACAACCCUAUAUUUAACAAGUGAUGAAGGGAUGGAAAAGGAAAUAAAUGCAACCCUACAUACAACAAAUGAUCGAGAGUUGGAAGAAGAAAGAUACACAACCCUACGUAAGACAAGUGAUGGAGGGAUGGAAAAGGAAAGAGACACAACCCUACAUAUGAGAAGUGAUGGAGGGACGGAGGAGGAACGAAACUUGACUCUACAUACAACAAGUGAUCUAAGGAUAAAAAAGGAAAUAGACAUAACUCUACAAAUGACAAGUGUUGGAGGGAUGGAGGAGGAACGAAAUUUGACUCUACAUUUAACAAGUGAUGAAGGGAUGGAAAAGGAAAUAGAUGCAACCCUACAUACAACAAGUGAUCAAGAGUUGGAAAAAGAAAGAUACACAACUCUACGUAAGACAAGUGAUGGAGGAAUGAAAAAGGAAAUAGACACAACCCUACAUAUGAUAAGCGAUGGAGGGAUGGAAGAGGAAACAGAUGCGACCCUGCAUACAACAAGUGAUGUAGGGUUGGAGGAGGAAAGAGAUACAACUCUACAUACAACAAGUGAUGGAGGGAUAGAAGAAGAAACAGAUGUGACCCUACAUACAACAAGUGAUGAAGGGAUAGAAGAGGAAAGGGAUCUUGAUGGAGAAGCAGAACUGGAGAUGGAGCUCUCUGAUGAAGUUUCUGAAACCGAGGACAAUACAGAGUUCGAUCCAGACUACCACUCUACUGAUGAAGAAGAGUCAGAUGAAGAGCCAGAGGUCACUGCUGACACAGAGACAGCUUAUCAGUCCAAAAACGGAAACAUAUCGUGGACUUCAAAAACUCCGCCUCAAAAACAACGAGGGAGAUUUCCAGCUCAUCGUAUCAUCAGAAUGGCCCCUGGACCAACCAGGUUGGCAUGUGCCAAUGCCAAAGAUAUAAGAUCAACAUUUGAAUUGUUUUUCCCAGAUGAUAUUAAACAGAUUUUGAUUGAAAUGACCAAUUUAGAGGGAAAACGUGUGUCUGGUGCUGCCUGGAAGAAGCUGGACUGGACAGACUUACAGGCCUUUCUUGGUCUGUUGAUUCUGGCAGGUGUGUAUCGAUCCCACCAUGAGGCAAUAGGUAGCUUAUGGCAUGGUGUAUCGGGGAGGGCAAUUUUUCGUGCUACGAUGCCAUUGAAAACUUUUCAAGAUUUGUCAAGGGUCUUCUGCUUUUACAAAAAAGAUGAAAAGCUUGACCAAAAGAAAAGUGACAAACUGGCAUUAGUAAGGAACAUCUGGAACAAAUGGGUCCAACGCCUGCCACUCUUAUACAAUCCAGGCCCAAACGUCACUGUGGACGAGUGCCUGGUCCGUUUCAGAGGUCGCUGUCCCUUCAAACAAUACAUGCCGAGUAAACCGGGCAAGUAUGGAAUUAAAAUUUGGGCAGCAUGCGAUUCCAGAUCGAGCUACGCGUGGAACCUGCAGAUCUACACUGGCAAAGCUGCCGACGGCAAGUCAGAAAAGAACCAGGGAAUGCGAGUGGUCCUGGACAUGACAGAUGGUCUAGAGGGACACACAAUCACAUGUGACAACUUCUUCACAUCGUACGCCCUCGGCCAGGAGCUGCUCCAAAGGAAAAUGACCAUGAUUGGAACCAUCAGAUCAAACAAGCCUGAGCUCCCACCUGCACUCAUGUCAAUGAAGAACAGGACACGAUUAUCAUCCAUGUUCGCCUUCACUGAUACGCACACUCUUGUGUCCUACUGUCCCAGAAAAAAUAAAAAUGUGCUUUUGAUGAGCACACUUCACAGAGAUGACAAAGUAAGUGACAAAGAUCACAAGAAGCCAGAGAUCAUUCUAGACUACAACCACACCAAAGGCGGAGUUGACAACCUUGACAAGCUUGUUGCCACUUACACCUGCCAAAGAAAGACAGCUCGUUGGCCCAUGGUGAUUUUCUUCAACAUGUUGGACGUGUCUGCCUACAAUGCAUUUGUAUUGUGGACGGAGAUAAAUCCUUCAUGGCACAAAGGGAAAAACAUUAGAAGGAGGCUCUUCCUGCAAGAACUAGGGGAAGCUCUGGUGGCUCCCUUCAUGAAAAGACGGCAUUAUGCUCCCCGCACGCCAGCCUCUCAGAAUAUGGUGAUGGAAGCAAGAGCAUGUUCUUCUACAGCCAAAAAACCUGGCUGCUCCCCAAUAUCAAGCCCCAGCAAGAGGAAAAGGUGUCAGGUCUGUGAGGCAAAGAAGGGCACAAAAACUAGUAUGAUGUGCAGUCAGUGUAACAUUUACAUUUGCAAGACACAUGCUAUUAUAACUUCUUACUGCUACGCAUGCAAGAAGGUUUAAAGGGGUCAUAUGAUGCAAUUUCAAGUUUUCCUUUCUCUUUGGAGUGUUACAAGCUGUUUGUGAAUAGAUAAGAUCCCAAAAGUUGCAAAGACUAAAGUCUCAAACCCAAAUAGAUAUUCUUUAUGAAAGUUAAGAUUCGUCCAUACCUAAAACCCCUUGUUUAUACGCACCCCUACGUCUAUUGAUGUGGGAAGAUUUGCAUAAUGCCAUAGAAGGCAUAACUUUAUCCUUGCUGCCGUCGCCAUGUUGUGAAGACGCUGUGUGUUUUGUUGCAAAAAUUAAAAUACUUUGUUUGACCUAACAUUUCCGUCACACGCUUGAGGUAGUCGGCCAAUCACAAUGCACUGAAUAGCUGAUCAAUCAGAGCACACCUCUCUUUUCAGAACGAUGAACUUUGUAAAAAUCGACACGUUUCAGAAAGGCGGCGCAUAGAGAAGAAACAAUAAUGCACAGUAUGUGGAAAAUGUGUUUUUUGAGCUUAAACAUAAAAUUUCAUUACAACAAAUACCCAAAAUUAAUGUUCUUUUUAGCAAUGUCAUAUCACCCCUUUAAACAAAACUUGGCUUAUAUGCUGUUUGUUAAACAGUUUUAUAGCACUUAUUUUCCUGCUGCUCAUCCUAACCCUAACUCUUUACUAACAAGUUUACCAUUGCAAAAUAUAUGCCAUUUACUUAUCUAAUAUUUUCAUUAGUUUACUUCAUCAGAGUUACUGAAUAUUUUUUUAAUAA
Messenger RNA from Carassius carassius (crucian carp), 3278 nucleotides. Its product is annotated as piggyBac transposable element-derived protein 4-like. Lineage: Eukaryota; Metazoa; Chordata; Actinopteri; Cypriniformes; Cyprinidae. The transcript is spliced from 2 exons. The record is from RefSeq and is a predicted model, not a curated record. Bases 1 to 2550 code for a protein of 849 amino acids.